GCCACGGACGACUUCUACAACACUUGUAAAUGCAAGGGCGAGAACUUCUGGAAGGCCAUGCAUUCCUCAAGUGCAGACGCCGGCAAGCUCUUCAAGCCGGUCCGCGACUCUGCUGAGAGCACCUUCACCGACAUUUCCGCCUUGACCACAUGGUCAUGGAAGGAUUCAACAGUUCCUGCGAACAGCUACCAGUUCGACAAGGCGUGGGGUAUUGAUCACGUUCUGCGCGCCAUCGGUGUUUCCGACAAGGCGAAGAAAGAUGGAGGCAGCGUUCAGAUCGUCAAGAUCACUCACGGUGAUGGCGAUGCCAACGGUGGCGGCUACGGUCCAACCCCAUACAACAGUCAGCAACAGUACACAGUUGACGGCCAGACCUACCGCGUGACAGGCAGCAAGUACGCUUUCGGUUUCGACCCGAGCGGAGUCCUCCUAGCAAUGGACCGCAAGUCACCCCAGUAUGCGGGCAGCCAGCGCAACCCCAAGGUCCAGGGUGAUGGUCUGCCAGACCUCCAGUCUUUCUCUGAUGUCGCUUGGCUGAAGUGGAAGGCGACCUCAGGCAGGGCGCCCUCGUCCAUGCGCUACUUCGUGUCGGUCUCCAUCACGAACCUCGAGACUAGGGGCGUCAUCUCAAAAGUACUUGACAAAGCCGCGUAUAGGGAAAUCCCGGCUUGGCCUGGAUACGACGUCGACGCCAACACAGAACAAGGCGCAGCUCUGCUUGGCACACCCAAUGCUCAAGCAUUCAGCUAUUUUCUUUUGCAGCACAAGGCAACCCUUGGCAAUAUAUACAUCUCCCGAGCUCGUGUCUUC
Macroventuria anomochaeta is the source of this 810-nucleotide messenger RNA. RefSeq lists its product as uncharacterized. The record is from RefSeq and is a predicted model, not a curated record. The transcript has 3 exons. Lineage: Eukaryota; Fungi; Ascomycota; Dothideomycetes; Pleosporales; Didymellaceae. The annotation marks the transcript as partial.